UAGACUGAGUACUACAUUUGAAAUUAUCAUAAUGUAUUCCAAAUUAAUAGUAAUCUAUUCGUUAUUAACGUUAGUUUAUAGCAAAAGUUUUACUAUAGUCAUUGACACCACAGAUUCAAUGGAAAUAGAACUUAAUAUUUUAAAAGCAAAUAUUCCGAGAGUUGUAAACGCUAUUCAAGGUGUCUCUGACAUUGAAAAUUAUGUAAUAGUGCCUUUUAAUGAUCCAGAUGUCGGCGUUCCCGUCAUAUCUGAUUCACCAGAUGCGUUUCUAAGAUCUAUAUAUGGGAUAACUACAAGUGGUGGAACAGACUGCCCAGAAAACCCCUUGGCUGGUAUACGCAAAGCUCUUGAAGUCAGUAAAAAGGAAUCACACAUAUUUGUGUUUACCGAUGCAUUCGCAAAGAACUACGACGAUAUUGAUGCUAUAACGUACCUUUGCAGAACUAAACGGAGUAAGGUUGUAAUAUUUCUUAGUGGAUUUUGUCAUUCAAAUGAUACUAGUCUGGAAACGUAUAAAAGUAUCACCGAGUUUUGUUCAGGAGUCAUAUUACAAUUACAGCCAUGGAAAUUUAGAGAGUCUUUUAAAUAUAUGAAAGAGAUAGUACCAAUAGAAUGGAAUAAUGUCGUAUCACUUCUACCAUCCAAUUUCGCGGAGCCUCCCACGUUUACAGUGGAAUCUUACACAACAGAUGUGAUGAUAACCAUAACAGGAGAACACACAUCCAUAAUGAUUAAAGAACUUCAUACAAAAGAAGUCGUUGAAUACGAAAUAAUAGUACAUUCCGACACUGACAUGGUGAUACGCGUAAAAGCUGAAGUAGGGAUGUACACUGCCAAUAUUCAUUGCAGAAUAUGUACAGCUAAAUUGUUUAAAAGAAAUCAAUUGCCAUUUCAAUACGGAUUCUCGACGCGGGUAGCUAAAGACAUGAGGGAAACAACCGGGACACCUUUACCAGAUGCGCCUAAUUACAUUAUCAUAUCAAUACCGGCUAACAUACGUAUAACAUCUAUCAAGGUUGAGUUGAAUUUCCUGGAUGAUACUCAGAGUGAGACUUUAAGUGUCGAACAAAUCAUGAAUUGUCCUGGAUACUAUUAUACCAAUAUUUACGUCGAUUCUAAACAAACGUUUAAAAUUUCCAUUCUAGUGCUAUCGGAAAAAAUUAGCAUUACUGGUUCGACCGGAGUUUUGCAACCUCAAAAAUUUGUUACCACACCAACACCCAGAAAACCUUCAAUUGAAAUUAUUAACUACAAUACUUUAUUAGAAUUUGGUUCGAAUACAACAAUUUCUGCUCGAAUUAACGGAUAUCCCAAACCAAAUACAUGGUGGGAAAACUAUAAUGGAGAAAUGUUAAGAUCCGAAACUAUAUUAUUGGAAAUACCUUAUGUUUAUAUAACUUAUGUGACUGUAUAUAAUGUUAUGUCCAACACGACUAUUUACUGUAAAACUAGAAGUUUGGAGGGCGAAGAUUCCCAAGCUGUUGAAAUAUUUGUAAACAGAACCGCCACUUUGGAAGUUUUACGGACACCGGACAAUGAAAUAUUUGAGUAUGGUGCAGAAGGAAGAUUGUAUUGUGAAAUAUCAGCAUAUCCUGAAGCUAUAAUAACUUGGUAUCAUAACGAUACUAUAAUUGAUUCUAAUAAUAGGCAAAUUGUAUUAGAAGAUAAUGCUAUUUUAAUUAAAAACAUGAAUUUAGAGAACGUUGGGGAAUAUAAAUGUACUGUGUCUAAUACAGUGGAGACAAAAUGUUUUAAAGCCACAGUUGAAAUAUCAGGAUUAGAAGUACCAAAAAUAGAUUUAAAUGAUUCAGAUAUACUACUAAAGCCAGGAGAAAGAUUGGAAAUCGAAUGCAGAUUGCUCAAGGGAAUACCAGAACCAGUUAUAUCAUGGAUGUAUAAAUCAAAUGAUGAUUUUUACUUUGGUGCAACUCCACUUGGUGUAAUCGUCGAAGAAAAUAAAAUAAAAUUUUCGUCUGUCAGUAAAGAACUUGAAGGAGUAUAUAAAUGUUUAGCUAAAAAUAUAAUAGGAGAAGAUACUAAAGAAUUAAUAGCGAAAGUGAAAUAUGCACCUAUCAUAGUGAACAGCGAUGAUGAUACCCUAACUGUAAAAGAAACCAAACUAGUUCAAUUACAGUGUGAAGUGGACGCUAUACCUCCCGCAAGAGUACGAUGGGAGAUGUCGCAAGGUGAUGUCAUUGUACCCUUUAAUAGUAGACAUGACACUGAUAAUCAGAAUACGCACAGAUUCAGAGCUUUAACAGAAGAUUCUGGCAAUUAUCAUUGCAUAGCAGAAAAUGAACUCGGAAGAGCCGAGAAAACAGUCAAAGUCAAUGUCUUAGUUCCACCAUAUAUCCGACCAGAAGCAGCAACAAUAGAUGUGGGCACAGGAGACUCUGCUAUGUUAGCUUGUAAUGUGCAGCAUGGUAAUCCUGCUCCCAAGACGAAAUGGGAAUUUAUACCAUCAGGUUCUACAAAUAUUGUAUUGCAGAGGGGUAAUCUUAACAACACUCUUGUGCUUCGCAAUGUAAAUAAAACAAAUGAAGGUUACUACAUCUGUAUCGCCUAUAAUGAUGUGGGUAGUGAUAGCAUUAAGAUUUAUGUAAGAGUGCAUUGAUUAGUUUAUUAGAAGUAUUUUAUUAAACUUUGAUCAUCA
Achroia grisella is the source of this 2653-nucleotide messenger RNA. Its product is annotated as hemicentin-1-like. NCBI's taxonomy places the organism in Eukaryota, Metazoa, Arthropoda, Insecta, Lepidoptera, Pyralidae. Gene Ontology annotation, cellular component: neuronal cell body; axon; plasma membrane. The transcript has 17 exons. Gene Ontology annotation, molecular function: axon guidance receptor activity. Gene Ontology annotation, biological process: homophilic cell-cell adhesion; synapse organization. The record is from RefSeq and is a predicted model, not a curated record. Bases 32 to 2614 code for a protein of 860 amino acids.